AUGUCAGUCCAGAGGUUCGACGUCUGGGCGAGCAAACAUGUCGAAUACUGCCAACUGCACAUGCUGAAGGAUGCCGUCAUUGGCGUUGAUGCCUCGUAUUAUCUCAACCUGCGCCUCAAUGGGAACAACGAAGAGCCUCUCAAGCACGCCCUCGGCGGACAACCCUUCACCUUCAAGAGAACGAUAGAGGAAGACAUUGCGUUUCUGCGCCAAAACGGCAUCAACCUCAUCUUCGUCUUCGACGGUUUGGACUACGUCAACAAGAACCUGCGCACUGCACAACUGGCUGCCAGCAGGAGAGUGCAGGAUGAUGCCUGGCACGCCUAUCUCAAUGGGGACAGCAAGCGGACCGUGACCGACUUUGGGAAAGCCACAUACGAUGUUGACACCACGGCCAGAGGGCUGCAGAAGCUGCUGGCUGAGAACGGCGUGGAAUACAUGGUUGCGCCGUACAGUGCGACGGCACAGUUGUCAUAUCUGCUCGCGUUGGAAGACCAGUUCAUCGAUGCUGUCAUGGGCAGUACAGAGUGCUUCCUCUUUGGCAUGGACCGUGUGGUAACGGACUUCAACCGAAAUGACUCGACCCUGAGCCUGGUCAGCCGUGCUACGUGCGAGGGGAUCCUGAAAGCCGACAGAGAUUUGCUUCGAGACGCUCAAAUCUUGCUUGGAACGUCCUUUACGCCUACAUUUCCCAUCCUUGAAGCCAUGGCUACUACAAAAUCGACGGGUGUCGUUGAUGCUAUUGCCAUGCUCAAGGGUUUUGGCAACAGUGUCAUGCAACUCUGCAAUUAUCACCGCGAAAACCCUCAGGUACAAAAUCUCAAGUAUGCUGAUCGCUACAAAAAAGCCAUCAUGACCAUCAGGCAUCAUGUUGUUAUGGACAAGGCGGGCGUGGUGGCUCCGCUCCACUUCGACGAAGCUCCUGGCGACGUCCACGAAUUUGUCGGACAACGUCUUCCUGAAGAACUGUUCUUCUACCUGUCAAAAGGCAUGCUGGCUCCCGAGAUACCAAAUUGGCUCACCUCGGGCGAAAUUGUGCUGUCGCUGCCUGGAGGUGUGCUGGACUCGGAGCCUUAUAGGAGACUGGUCAUUGAGUUGCUCAACCCUUUUCGGAGCGAAGCCCUCAAAAUCUUGGCCGAGUCUCUGCACUACUACUAUCAAUCCAGGGUUAUCAAGGUAACCCCGUGGGUCAACCAGGAUACCAGCAAUUUGACCAUCGAGAUCCGCUAUGUCCCAGCCAUGAAGCAGAAAUUGGCCCAAUGGAAAGUUCGAGGCGCCCAGAUUGAAUCCGUCGUCGGCAAAGGCGAGGACGCUAGCUUGUUCCUGCCCUGCCUGCGAUCUCUCAAGGAUGCGGCCUUCGCCAAAGAGACCAUUACCAAAGACAGGGUCGAACACCCGGCUCUUCGAACAGCCGACGAGGUGGUGGCGAAUGCCAUCUUUCGGUAUCUACAAGUUCGCGGCUACGUCGACGACCAGCACAACUUGACCACCUGGGGCAAAGCUUUGGAAGCUGCACUGGAAGUUGCUGAUGAAGAAUACACCAUUGUCGGCAUAGAGAUGCUGAGAAUGGGGCUCUUCACUGGCAACUUCGCCUCUGGAGACCCGGUGUCCAAGACUGACAAAGACCACGAUCGGAAGGUCAACACCAACCUCAUUUCCAAGAUUGCGUGUUUGAGUAGGAUUCAGCACAAAUCUAUGGGCUUUGUUGGGCCUCUUGAUAGGCAGCUAUUGACAUUCGCUUGGAAGAUCACCGCGGUUCGCACUACUCUUCGAGAUCUCUUGGAGACAAUCCUGACGAGUAUGUUCCUCAAUGGUGACGUUGAUCGCGACCGCGAAGAUUGGAUCACCCUCGUUCAGAAACUGCCCUUUGCCAGCGACAACGGGUCGGGAAACGGUAUCGCUGUCAAGACUUACCUGGAUGCGGUCAACGAGGAGCCAGAGGUUACUGAGGCUUUGAAGGCCAGCAUCAAACAGCAAGAGGGGAAAUACAACUGGUUCGCACAGCUUCGAGGUAGCGGAACGUUGACAAAGAGUCUCGACCGAGCCUGGAAGGUUUGGGACGCCCUCUAUGCCGCGACUCAAGUGCCAGGUACAGAGGUAAAGGAAGCCAAGCUCUUCUCUGAGGUCAACGAGUGGCUUUUUUCUCGACGAUGA
Molecule: messenger RNA, 2154 nt
Organism: Cladophialophora yegresii CBS 114405
Lineage: Eukaryota; Fungi; Ascomycota; Eurotiomycetes; Chaetothyriales; Herpotrichiellaceae
Exons: 7
Coding region: 1-2154 (717 amino acids)
Biological process (GO): mismatch repair; DNA recombination; DNA double-strand break processing
Cellular component (GO): nucleus
Molecular function (GO): 5'-flap endonuclease activity; 5'-3' DNA exonuclease activity
Source: RefSeq, a predicted model, not a curated record